ACUCGUUUGAAGCAGUAUAAGAAUUAUCAGAGUCUGCCUUCUUCUCGCCUAGACUUGGGAAAGGAGUGCAAGCAAGUUGAGAAAGGCCAAACCUUCUAUGAUUUUCAGUUCAAUACAAGACUUAUCAAGUCCACAAUUGUGCAUUUUCAGGUAAAUUUUAUGCCUUCUUUUUUCGUCCUUGAUUGCAGGACAAAGCACAUAAGUAUUAUGUAAUCCUAGUUAGAGUUAGGGAAAACAUGUACAAUUGUAGCAGCGCUUUGCCUCAAUGAUUUAUGUUAAAGUAGGGGACUUUCCUUUUGUUUAAAGCGUCUUUGGGGCCAGUUUCAAUCUGUUUUUUUUUAUGGAUUUAUACACUAGUAAAAGCUUAGAAAUGGAAAAAUUGCCGUCUAGUUUGCUCUUUGAGACAUCUGGUUAAUACAUUCAGCUAUCAAUUGAAUUGUUAUGCGGUAGUGCAGAAAUUAACCAACUUCAUUUUGCAUCACAUGGUUAUGUAAUUUUACAAUGUUGUAUCCGGUGGCAAUAAGCCACGGGGUUUUAUUUACUCUAUCUUUUUGUGCAGAUAAGUGAAUAUUUAAUCAUUACUAUUGAUUUGAUGCUAUGUGGUCACAAAGUAUUCUAAGUAAAAUGUUCAGUUAUGAGGUAUAUCUUUCUUAAUUUUAGAUCUGUCUAAGAAAAGCCUCGUAUAAUCUUUGCUGUUAUAGAAUAUGUGAACAUUUAAAGUCUUUUAUACUGCUGCUUCAAACUAAAUUUGCAACUAUUUGAACUUGGCCACUCUGCUUUUUAGAAUUUCUUUUAUACAUGUCCUGAUGUGUAUGAGCCAGUGUUUCCAAUACUUUCGAUUUUGGUGUUUUCAACUUUUAGUCCACGCCACAAUUGUUUGUGUGUCUGUUUUUCCUUUAUCCAACUAGUAGAUUUUCUGUUGCAAUAAGUUCUGAAUGUGUAUGUGUGUCGAGUUCGGUUGUGAUUUUCCAUUUGCUUGGUUGCCUUUUGGAUAUUGACUGGUGCUGAAGUAUGAAUCAUGUAAGUAUUUGAGCUUUAUUGUUUUCAUUAGCAGUAUAAAAUUUCAUUAACCGCUCUAUGGCAUUAGAAUUUUACCUGUUUGUAGCAGGGUGGAGUUAUAUCUGAGCAGCUGGCACUCAAAGGAUACAUUUCAAUAUGGCAUGAGAGGAGAAAAAUAACUCUGAACAUGUUAGAGAAAUCUAAGGAAUCUGUUGUGGGCGACAUCCAAGCACGACGUUUAUCUUAUGCAGAAUUCCUCUGUUAUGCACUGGUCUGCUCUGCGAAAGAGAAGUGAAGAAGUGCUCAAUGUGUCAAAACCAAUUGUGCCUACCAUGAAGUGUCCUCAAUCGCUUCCCGAGCCCUUGUCUAGAGUGCAGAUUAGCACGAUGUGUGUGAAGGAUAAUCUCUUGGUGGCUGGUGGUUUCCAUGGGGAGCUAAUCUGCAAGUACUUAAAUCAGCUGGAUGUGGUAUUCAGUACAAAAGUAACGACAGAAGAGAACGCUAUCACUAACGCAGUAGAUAUAUGCAACAGCCCUAGUGGUUCAAAAUGGGUGAUAGUUGGCAACAAUGAUGCUGAAGUUCGAGUUUUUGAUGCUGCAAACUUUGUUUGCUUGAAUCGUUUCUGCUUCCCUUGGUCUGUGAAUAAUACUUUGGCGAGUCCCGAUGGCAAGUUAAUUGCCGUCCUGGGUGACAGUUCCGAGUGCUUGGUUUCCGAAUCCCACACAGGAAAAGUCAUUGGUACCCUCAAAGGACACUCCGAUUACUCAUUCUCUUCUGCUUGGCACCCUGACGGACGAAUCUUAGCCACCGGAAAUCAAGACACAACAUGCAGACUAUGGGAUAUCCGAAACAUGUCUCGGUCCCUCGAGGUACUUAAGGGAAGAAUGGGUGCGAUAAGAGCACUGAAAUUCUCAUCAGACGGCCGGUUUUUAGCCAUGGCUGAACCAGCUGACUUUGUGCAUGUCUUCGAUACACAAUCUGGGUAUGAAAAGGCGCAAGAAAUUGACCUGUUUGGGGAGAUUGCAGGGAUUUCUUUCAGCCCUGAUACUGAAGCGUUGUUUGUCGGGGUUGCUGAUCGGACUUAUGGUAGUGUGUUGGAGUUUAAUCGAAGACAUCGUAAUGGAUACUUGGAUGCCAUAUUUUAGGUAAUGUACCUCUUGCAAAUUGCUGCAAGAGGAUUUACCUGUUGUGUUUCUGGGAAUGAGAUGUGAGUAUGUAAGUAUUUGGACAUAAUAGUUGAAACUUUUUGGUGUAAUUUGAACUUUGGAGGCAUUUUUUUUGAGGUUAAUGCCGAUGCCUUGAGUCGUCUAGCUAGGUUUCUGCUGAUUACCGAGCCUUUUUUCUCCGAAUCAGCGCCUUUUUCUCAGAUUAGCGCGGAGCAGUAAAUCACCCACCCGAAAAGCUGCUACUGUGAAGUGCUUUUUUUGGGGGGGGGGGGGGGGGGAUGUUUUUUCAUCUUUGUUGUGUGUGUAUAAAGUUUUAAACUGAUGUAAAUGGUGUUUAUAAUUUUUUUUUUGUGAUGUUAUAUGUUGUUUUUAUGUUUAUAUAUCAGGUUUGGAUUCUUGUCUGUUGUGCAACUGUGCAAGUGCUCCCUUAUGUAUUAUGUAUUGUGAUUUUUUAUUUUUUGGUGAUUAAUAUUGUGAAUUUUGUGACACUAGCAGAUAAAGUAUUAAGAGUUAAAUGUUAUCUAAAUUUGAACUCAGACAGUUUAUUUUGACUAUCUAUUGUAAUAAAGGAAAAAUAAACUCAUGUUAGAUUUUGUUA
This is a messenger RNA of Spinacia oleracea (spinach), 2763 nucleotides long. RefSeq lists its product as uncharacterized. The record is from RefSeq and is a predicted model, not a curated record. Gene Ontology annotation, molecular function: protein binding. Lineage: Eukaryota; Viridiplantae; Streptophyta; Magnoliopsida; Caryophyllales; Amaranthaceae. The transcript has 6 exons. Bases 1245 to 2144 code for a protein of 299 amino acids.